CGAGCUAGGGGGUAUUGUUCGCUUUUAUAGUUAUUUUGAAACCAUGUUUGCUAAAAAUACUAUACGGCGGGGUGGCGUUGAUGACUCGAAGACCGUCAUCUCUGUAGUACAUAUAGGCUAAACCUGUUACCAUAUUUACCUUUGAUGGUGUUGGGUAUGAAAGCUCCGAGUACGCACGAUUCAAGUCCAUCACAGCUCCAAAGGUAACAUCAAAAAGAAUUGRGGAUUAUUAGUCGGACUAGCCGAAGGCUAGGUCGACUUAARKYKUACCUUUUAGUCUAUCUAUCUAUGAUUUUGUCGCGUUGUUUGGGUUGCCUGUGUUAUCACAUGACCGGAAGCUCAAACGUAUAGAUGUACGAAUAUCAUUAGUAAAUGUUAGAUUCUACUUUCGCUUUKAUGUGAUAAAAAAAACUAUUUGUUUACAAAUGUGGUAUCUCAGUGAUCUAAUCGGAAUGCAUCAGUCUAGGCAUCAGAAGUACGAGUAAAGAUUACGUUUGUCAUAUUAAUAGAGGUUACUAAAACAUUUUAGAUAUGUGUGGAAAAGACUGGAACUACUUUAAUGGCUUCUGSUACAAAACCACCUCUUCCUGUGCCUCUUGGAAUGCAGCUCAGUCCAAYUGUCUUGAUGUCAACUCCAAUCUGGCCAGUGUCACCAGUACAUUCAACAUCGUCACGGCGGUGAUACAGGAUAGAUAGGACUACAAGACAUUGACAGUGAAGGAAACUUUACCUGGAUUGACGGUACCAAUGUUAACUUUACCUACUGGGCGCCAAACCAACCAAACGGUUACCCUGGAGACCAGGAUUGCGUCCAUUCCCUGGGAUUACGUCAUGAUUAUCAUUGGAAUGACGUCACAUGUGGAUCUUGUCACUCAUACACAUACACAAGAUAUUGAUGAAUGCUCAUCGGGCGUCCAUUCUUGUGAUGCCAAUGCGCAGUGUACAAACACCGUAGGAUCCUACACCUGCAUUUGUCUUCUUGGUUUUAAUGGUGAUGGAAGAACUUGCUCAGAUAUCGACGAAUGYUCGUCUGGUUCCCACAGCUGCAAUGGCCACGCACAGUGUACUAAUGCAGUUGGGACCUACACCUGUCAAUGUAACCCAGGAUACCACGGUGACGGUUGGGCMUGUACAGAUAUAGACGAGUGCACGACAGGUUCCCAUUCCUGUGAUGCGAACGCACAAUGUACUAACAACAUGGGUUCCCACACCUGUCAGUGUAACCAUGGUUUCCACGGUGAUGGAUGGACGUGCGCAGGUAUUGAUUGUAUAUUAAAACACUCAUACAUAAUUAAUGAAUUGUUAGGCCAAUAG
Molecule: messenger RNA, 1314 nt
Organism: Exaiptasia diaphana
Lineage: Eukaryota; Metazoa; Cnidaria; Anthozoa; Actiniaria; Aiptasiidae
Product: adhesion G protein-coupled receptor E2
Exons: 4
Coding region: 748-1314 (188 amino acids)
Molecular function (GO): calcium ion binding
Source: RefSeq, a predicted model, not a curated record